AACAAUUCUCUUCGGCCUCAAAGUAAAGAUUCGUGCCCUCCGUAAAUAGCUAAGAAAGAUGAACCCUAUGACGAAUAUGAAAAAUGUGCUCAAGUUGAGCGAUCAGGAUUUGAAACGCGGCGGCACAAACUCUUGGCACGAUCAGUACCGCGGUAGUGCGUGGAUAUUUGUGGGCGGAUUGCCUUACGACCUGACCGAGGGCGACGUCAUAUGCGUGUUCUCGCAGUACGGAGAGAUCGUAAACAUCAAUCUGGUGCGUGAUAAGGUAACGGGAAAGUCGAAAGGAUUCUGUUUCAUCUGCUACGAGGACCAACGGUCAACGAUUUUGGCCGUGGACAAUCUGAACGGCAUCAAGGUGGCGGGCAAAACACUGCGGGUCGACCACGUGCAGGACUACAAGCCACCGAAGGAAAACGAAAAGACAGACGCAGAAACCCGACAGCUGUACAUGGAAGGCUGUGCUCCUAAAGUUCAGCCGGCACCGGAAUCCGCUCAUCGACGGAGUCGAAAGGACAAGUGAUUCGUGCUAAUUGAUAAGGAAUUAUUUGGCAGGGACUACUAAACAUUGACAUGGCAAAACAUUAUGCUUCAAAAAGUGCAGUUCAACGUUAAGAACUCGCAAAGAAAGACAAGUCACGCUGGCUUAAGAGGGCCUACCACGACAUUCGCGAAGGAUUGGCAACCUUUGCCCAUAAC
Anopheles bellator is the source of this 696-nucleotide messenger RNA. Its product is annotated as RNA-binding motif protein, X-linked 2. NCBI's taxonomy places the organism in Eukaryota, Metazoa, Arthropoda, Insecta, Diptera, Culicidae. Gene Ontology annotation, molecular function: RNA binding. The transcript is spliced from 2 exons. Gene Ontology annotation, cellular component: U2 snRNP; precatalytic spliceosome; catalytic step 2 spliceosome. Bases 59 to 520 code for a protein of 153 amino acids. Gene Ontology annotation, biological process: mRNA splicing, via spliceosome. The record is from RefSeq and is a predicted model, not a curated record.